AUGGUUGUCAUUAGCUUUGGAUCAACUCGGUUAAGGAUUGAGGAAGAACUUGGGAGAGGUGCCUUUGGCACCGCUUAUCGAGUCAGAGACGAAAAGAGCAAUGAUGUCUAUGCUCUUAAGGAUAUCCAAUGUAGUAUCAGCAGAAGCGCGGUUGAAAAUGCUGUGAAGGAAGUCAGAUAUGUCCUAGAAGUAGUUAACCACGAGAACAUCAUCACUAUCGAAGGUGCAGAAGCCUUUGUAGAUAAGGACACAUCUAAGAUCCACUGUCGCAUUUUAACUGAGUUAUGCACGCUUGCGAGUUUGAACGAGUACUUGAUGGAACCAAGCAUCGACCAGUUGAAUCGAAAGUGGAUGAAACAAAUCGCAGAUGCUCUUCGCUUCCUUCACAAGAAAAGAAUAGUCCACGGUGACCUAAAGCCAGACAAUGUUCUUCUCACCGGCUCGCACGAUGUUAAAGUGGCGGACUUUGGGCUGGCAAGAAAUUAUAUAGCACUCAAGAUCGAAGAUCCCUCAAAUUUCUUUGCAUUCUAUAAAAGGUACUACAUGGAAACAUUUGCUGAAGUCCGUUUUGGAUGGCUCCUGAAGUAUUCGAAGGCCACUCCACCGAAAAAGCUGAUGUGUUCUCUCUUUGAUUAAUCUCCUUU
Messenger RNA from Stylophora pistillata, 644 nucleotides. Its product is annotated as cyclin-dependent kinase 1-like. NCBI's taxonomy places the organism in Eukaryota, Metazoa, Cnidaria, Anthozoa, Scleractinia, Pocilloporidae. The record is from RefSeq and is a predicted model, not a curated record.